Antechinus flavipes (yellow-footed antechinus) is the source of this 5452-nucleotide messenger RNA. RefSeq names its product Rho GTPase activating protein 29 (gene ARHGAP29). The coding region runs from base 240 to 4088 and encodes 1282 amino acids. Lineage: Eukaryota; Metazoa; Chordata; Mammalia; Dasyuromorphia; Dasyuridae. The record is from RefSeq and is a predicted model, not a curated record. Gene Ontology annotation, molecular function: GTPase activator activity. Gene Ontology annotation, cellular component: cytoplasm. The transcript has 23 exons. Gene Ontology annotation, biological process: signal transduction; activation of GTPase activity.
GAGCUGAGGCUGCGGCGGAGUGGGUUGUGGCUUUGACUGCGGCGGCCGAAGUCGCUCUGCUCCGGGCGGCCCGGGGAGGGCGGAUUCUUCUCUGUGGACUGUGGGCUACGAGACUCAGCCGCGACCUCCGAGGACCUCGAUGUUCGCCCUGCGUACCCGCCGCAGCGCGAUGAUGCUCCACGGGUUUUCCAUUUUCUGUUACCAGAAGGACAUUAACUGAAAGCACUGCAGCAAUUGGGAUGUUGCGGCAGAACGGUGGAAGUAACAAGCGUGGUCUAUCAUUUGCCCGAUUUUCUCUAUGUAAUCUUUUCCCUCUUCCUAAUUCUGGAAACUGGAGGAUGGGGCACUGCACCAAAAGCAAUUCUUUGAGCAGCAUAACUUCCAACCCAAAUUGCUGUAACAGCCCCAUUAUUGAUCCAGAGUACGUGAAGCAGUUGGUCAAUGAUGUCAGAAGGUUUGCGGAGUUGUUGCUGUGUUUGAAAGAAACCAUCCUUUCAGAAGACCAUCAAUCUUGUUUGCAUGAUGUGGUUCAUGAACGUCUUGGAGAGCUGCUAAGAAUCCUUCAGGCCAUAAUAAAGAAACACCAAAUCCUUAACUCAGCUGAUAUUCUCAAUGCUGCAGGAGUAAUGAUUGCAAAAGUGAAAGCUGUGGACUUCAACAACAUUAAUGAAGAAAAUAAGAGACAUCUUUUCAGUGAAAUAUUUUCUUCUAUUGAAUCAUUGGCAUUCACCUUUGGCAACGUUGUUUCCGAUUUUCUCAUGGGAGAUGUAGACUGUGGUUCAUCAUCAGAAAUUCAUGUGUCGCAAAAAAGUCAAUCAUCAGAGAACAUUUCUGUGGAAUCAUUGGGAUUGCUACAUGAAAAAGAUAAUCUUCAAGGACCUCUGUGGCCCAAAGAACUAGAAAGCAUACUUCUGAGAAAUGAUGAUGGAGUUGAAUUGGCUUUGUCCUAUGCCAAAAUGUGGUCAAAAUAUGCCAAAGAUAUAGUUACAUGGGUUGAGAAAAAAAUUAGCUUGGAAAUGGAGUGUGCUAGAAACAUCGCAAAGAUGGCAGAGACCACUAAAGCCAUUAUUGGACACCAGGAAUUUAUGCCAUUCCAAGGUUUAUUCUUAAAUGCAUUUGCUAAUGAUAUUGAGAACAGUCAGCUUAUACAACAAACAGCAGCAGCUCUUCAAGCCAACAAAUUUGUUCAGCCUCUCAUUGGGAGAAAAGGUGAAUUAGAUAAACAGAGAAAAGAAAUGAAAGAACUUUGGCAGCGAGAACAAAAGAAAAUGCAAGAGACAGAGGCAUCUCUAAAAAAGGCAAAAUUCUUAUGUAUACAACAACAGAAUGAAUAUGCAAAAGCCAAGUCUUCUACAGGUCGUGCUGAAGAGGAACAUCUGAGCUCAAGUGGGGGGCUUGGGAAAGAGGCCAGCAAGCAAGUAGAAAAAAGACGAAGGCUGGAAGAAGAGGCUCUGCAAAAGGUUGAAGAAGCAAAUGAACAUUACAGAAUUGUUAUGAUAGAUAUGGAAGAAAGGCGAAAUGACUUAGACCGUACGAAAAAUGAAAUUUUAAUACAACUUCAUAAUCUUCUUUUGCAGUGUGAUCUAACUCUUAAAGAUGUCAUAAUAAACCUCUUCCAGAUACAACAUGAGCACCUUCUCUCUCUUCCAAUUAACUGCCAAUCUCUCUGGGAGAAUGCCAAGUCAUAUGACCCUGGGAGAAACUUUGCAGAGUUUGUAAGGGCAAAAACUUCACCUAAGGAGGAUGUUCAUCAUAAAUCUUUUUCUUUUGACAAUUUAAAAAUUGAUGGAGGGAUGCCCCCUUGCCGAUCAUGGUCAGUUAUUAACCAAGGUGGUGGAAUGUACAGUGAUACAGAGAGUGCUGGAGGAAGCAGUGAAUCAAGAUCCAUGGAUUCUCCUUCUGGCAGUCCAGGAGCAUUUAAACGCAGGCUUCCUCGUACACCAUCAAUGGGGACUAUGUCUUCUGCUGAUGAGCUCAAUGAAAGAGAACCACCGUCUCCUUCUGAGAUUGCCUUAAGUGAACAUUUAGCUGAAAUUAGUUCCCCUGGGCCAUUUCGAAAUGUAAUUAAAUCAAAAGCUGCUCUUAGCCACAAGUUUCGGAAACUGAGGACUCCAUCCAAAUGUAAGGAAUGUGACAACUUAGUUAUAUUCCAAGGAGCAGAGUGUGUGGAGUGCUCCCUUGUAUGCCAUAAAACAUGUUUGGAAACAUUAACAAUCCAGUGUGGGCACCAGAGACUUCAUGGAAAAUUGCAUCUAUUUGGUGGAGAAUUUGCUCUAGCUGCUAAAAAUGCCCCUGAUGGCAUCCCCUUCAUCAUUAAAAAAUGUACAUCAGAAAUUGAAAAACGAGCCUUGCAUGUGAAGGGCAUCUACCGUAUGAAUGGAGUUAAAUUAAGAGUAGAAAAACUCUGCCAAUCCUUUGAAAAUGGAAAAGAUUUAGUAGAAUUGUCAGGACUCUGUGAACAUGAUAUCAGCAAUGUUCUUAAGUUAUAUCUUCGUAAGUUACCAGAACCUUUGUUUUUGUUUCACCUUUAUGAUGAGCUUAUUGAUCUUGCCAAAGAAAGCCAGAAUGUAAAUGAAGACUCAAAACAGGCAAACUCUGAAGCUGUGGAUGCUGAACUAAAUAAAGUCCUGAAGAAAAUCAAAGCUCUUCUUAAAAAACUCCCAGCAGCAAACUAUAAUACUAUUAAGUACCUUAUAGGUCAUCUUAAUAGGGUGGUCCAAAAGUCUGAAGAAAAUAAGAUGCCAGCCAGUAAUCUGGGGAUAAUAUUUGGGCCAACUCUGAUCAGGCCUCAGCAGACGGAUGCUAAGGUUUCCCUUUCCUCUCUGGUGGACUGCACUCAUCAGGCUCGAUUCGUGGAGCUUCUUAUAGCUAAUUAUGAGAAGAUUUUUGAUGUAUGCUUGCUACCACUUUCAGCUUCUACCAGUGAAAGCCCCACCUUCAAGCUCCAAAAGCUGGAGUCAUGUUUGGCUUCAAAGGAAGGCAUCCCACUUUCCCAUAACGAGAGUGUAAUUUCAGAAACAGCCACAUCAUUUGGAGGACUACAUGACAAUAAAAAUGCACUAGAAGAAGCCGAUGCAUGUGCAGUGUGUCACAUUAGAAAUGGGCCAGUUUGGCUGGGGCAGAGUGGUAACAAAAUUAAGAAGAGUGAGCAUUUAUGUGGCACCUCAUGUGUUCCAGGUGCUCUGCCACAUGCUUCACAAUUAUUAUCUCAUUUGAUCCUCAUGAUGACCCUGUCAGAAAAUGCCAUGUCUUCAGUAUUUGAUGAGUCUGAAAUCCACCCCUUGAAGAACAAAGAUCAUUACGAAGCUGACAAUCAUUCAGAUAUAAAAUGUAAUCAAAUAACUUUGAGAUCACCAAAGAUAAAGACAUCAGUUAGACCUGUGAGUCUGCCUGGAGAUCAGUUCCUUCUUCCAAACUUUUUAAGUGAGAACAGUUCCAAAAAUAUAAGAACUGUAAAUUCAGAUAAAUUUGAUAAGACUUCAACCACUGAAGAAAUGUCUGAAACAAAAUCUUUUCCUAACUCAUCCUCUAGACUUUGUUGUUAUGACCCUAAAACUUGGGACAAACAAGUUAGACAAUAUGAUAAUAUGACUACAAGGACUGCAGUUAUCAUGCCCAAUACACUCCAGGAAAACAGAGAACUAGACAGUGGUACAAAUUGUGUUUUAUCUCUCAUCUCUGAUAACUCUCGAUCUAGUGCCAUGCACCUCAGCCAGCCAGACAUGGUACCAGUCACAGUGCCUAGAAUAAUAGAAGAAGGAUGCUCUUCAAAUUCUCAUCCUCUUCCUACUUUCAGGGCACGGAGAACUCUGCAGCCCCCACCAGGGACAUUUUAUAUGCCACAUCCUAACAAUAAAAUAAAAGGAAAUGAGGAAAGUUUUCCAGAAACUUAUACAGCAACACCUAUUAGUGUCAAUCAGAAAAAUACUGUGAAUUUUGUUGUCACCUCAACUUCACCUAGACGGCAGGUAAAUCAACCCAAAAUUAGCCCUGAAGAACUUCGUCCAUCUGAUGUGAAACCAGUGUGCCAGAGGCUAAGACCAAAACGGAUUCAGGAUUUAGAGCAAAGAGAAGCACAAUUUGUGUAGAAUUGACAAAUCUUGGUGGGCAAGGGGGGGUUUUGUUUGGUUGAGAAAUAGGAUAAUAGGAAUGUUGUAGGAAGUCUAUUCAUAAUUGGGUAAAAAGCAAAGCUUGAGUAUCUUCAUUGGGACCAUUUUGUGCCAUAUUUGAAUUAUUUUUAUAAUCAUUUUUAAAGUUAUGCUAGAAGGGUAGAAUGAACUAAAAUGAAGUUGACUUAUUUUUUCCUUUAAUAAUUACUUUAAUAAGUUGUUUUCUUUGGGGGGGUUUUUAGAGCAAAGAGAAGCACAGUUUGUCUACCAAAUGUUGCAUUUUAUUUUUCCUUUGGUUGAGAAAAAGGAUACUAGGAGUGUUGUAGAAGUCUAUUCUUAGUAAGGUAAUAAGGAAAGGUUGAGUCUGUAUUCAUUGGGACCACUUUGUGCCAUAUUUGAAUAAUUUUUAUAGGCAUUAUUUUAAAAAUUAGGCUGGAAGGGUAGAAUGAACCAAAAUGAAGUUGACUUUUUUUCUUAGUUUAGUAAAUUGUUUUUUAAUGUUUUAUUUAAAUGUAUCCAAUAAAAUGCAGUUCUUGAGCUAAUUAGGUGCAAUUGUAAAAGCUUCAGUUUCUGAAGUGGAUCUUAAGUGCUUAUUCAUAUGGGAGAAAAUAAUAUUUCUCUAUGUGAAACUGAAAACUUUUUAGUAUAAAUUAUGUGGUUUUACAAUAGUCUGACUAAUUAAAUUCUUGUGGUUUUUUUUGUAAAAGUUUUUCAAUCUGUGCAAUUUCAUGUUUUUCUCCUUAAUAGAUUAUAUAAUAGCCAAAUUGGCUUGUCAUUGUAUUAUAUGUAUUUUUAUACCUAUGUUUUCAUUUGUUGUCAAUUUUUAUGUUUGUCACUUUAAUUGUACCAAAAAGAUGCACUUAGUGAGCUGCAGAAGUGGAAGGGGUAAUAGUAUGUAUUUGGUGGAGGGCAGAAAAUUAUCAAAAUGAAGAAGCAUGGUCCUACAUAAUUGAGAGGUAUAACUUCUCCCAGACAUUGUUUUAGGAGGAUCUUUUUGAGAGUAGUCUAGCAGAGAAGGUAAGGCCACCAAGGUGAAGAAGCAUGAUCUCCAGAGAUUGAAGCUAAGUGCAAUACCUUCUCCAUGGCAUGUUCUUUCUAGUCUCUUCAGAUGUUGUAGCAGCAGCAUUGACCUGUUGGGAUUGGGAAUGGUACUAGAAUUCUGUUUUUAAAGUCAGUGACUCUCCUGUUUAUGUUGUAUUUUUCUCAGUUUGUCUAAACUUGAGUACAAAAUAUGAGUCAAAAUAAACAGAAUGCCCUCAUUUAGCAUCUGAUAUACCCCUUAUAUUAGAUGUUUAUGCAAUCAUGUUACCUAAACACAAUAAAUAUAACUUUUUAACAACUCA